GCUCCCGGUUCCUCUGGUGCUACCUCUCCGACAGCGGGCUGAGCGUGGGUCCGUGCAGAAUGCUUUCGGGGGCGACCCGUUUCGCGGCGACCUGCCUCAGGCAGGCCGCCCAGAGCCGCAACAGCGCUCUGCUUAACACCGCUCGUGCUUUCGCUGCGGAGCCUGCUGCUGCGUCUGCUGAUGUUGGCUUCGUGAGCCAGGUCAUCGGCCCCGUGGUGGAUGUCCGUUUCGAUGGCGAGCUGCCGUCCAUUCUCAGUGCGCUGGAGGUCGAGGGCCACAACGUGCGCCUGGUCAUGGAGGUGGCGCAGCACAUGGGCGACAACACCGUCCGCUGCAUUGCCAUGGACAGCACUGAUGGUCUGGUUCGUGGCCAGAGGGUGCAGAACACCGGCUCUCCCAUUAAGGUGCCGGUGGGCCGUGGCACUCUGGGCCGCAUCAUGAACGUGAUUGGCGAGCCUGUCGACGAGCAGGGCCCCAUCGAGUGCUCCGAGGUGUGGUCCAUCCACCGCGAGGCGCCUGAGUUCACUGAGCAGAGCACUGAGCAGGAGAUCCUGGUGACCGGCAUUAAGGUCGUGGACCUGCUGGCCCCCUACCAGCGUGGUGGCAAGAUUGGUCUGUUCGGUGGUGCCGGUGUGGGCAAGACCGUGCUGAUUAUGGAGCUCAUCAACAACGUCGCUAAGGCGCACGGUGGUUUCUCGGUGUUCGCCGGUGUGGGCGAGCGCACUCGCGAGGGUAACGACCUGUACCGUGAGAUGAUUGAGUCGGGCGUCAUUAAGCUGGGCGACAAGCGCGGCGAGUCCAAGUGCACGCUCGUGUACGGCCAGAUGAACGAGCCCCCUGGUGCCCGUGCCCGUGUCGCCCUGACGGGUCUGACCGUGGCCGAGUACUUCCGUGAUGUGGAGGGCCAGGAUGUGCUGCUGUUCGUGGACAACAUCUUCCGCUUCACCCAGGCUAACUCGGAGGUGUCUGCUCUGCUGGGCCGCAUUCCCUCGGCUGUGGGUUACCAGCCCACCCUGGCCACCGAUCUGGGUGGUCUGCAGGAGCGCAUUACCACCACCACGAAGGGUUCCAUUACCUCCGUGCAGGCCGUGUACGUGCCCGCCGAUGAUCUGACGGAUCCCGCCCCCGCCACCACCUUCGCUCACUUGGAUGCCACGACUGUGCUGUCUCGCUCCAUUGCUGAGCUGGGUAUCUACCCCGCCGUGGACCCCCUCGACUCCACCAGCCGCAUGCUCAACCCCAACAUCAUCGGCGCUGAGCACUACGGCGUGGCCCGUGGUGUCCAGAAGGUGCUGCAGGACUACAAGAACUUGCAGGAUAUCAUUGCCAUUCUGGGUAUGGAUGAGCUGUCUGAGGAGGACAAGCUCACCGUGGCCCGCGCCCGCAAGAUCCAGCGUUUCCUGUCCCAGCCCUUCCAGGUCGCUGAGGUCUUCACCGGCACCCCCGGCAAGUACGUCGACCUGAAGGACACCAUCGCUGCCUUCAAGGGUAUCCUGGACGGCAAGUACGAUGACCUUCCCGAGAUGGCCUUCUACAUGGUGGGCGGCAUCCACGAGGUGGAGGAGAAGGCCGACAAGCUGGCUAAGGAGGUGGCCAGCCGCAGGGACGAGAGCAAGAAGGCCGCCUCUGGCGAGGCCCUGAAGGACGUCCCCAGCCUGGAGAAGCUGGCCUCCGAGAUCAAGGAGGAGGUCGUGGAGGCCGACGACGGCCUGGAGGAGGACUUCAAGGCGGAGGCCAUUUCCAGCGAGAACAUGGUCCUGAACGAGAAGGGCGAGAAGGUGCCGCUGCCCAAGAAGUAAGCAGCACAUGGUGCUACGGAUUAGCUUCCGGGACCAGCGUUACGAGCGACUAGACGGCUACUUGUGACGGGCGACGUGCUUCUGCUCGCACUACUACCAACGUUGAUAGUUGGUGUGCCACACCGUAAUCCACUGCCGCUUUGCUAGUGCUUACUGGGGUACGAGGUUCAGUGGUAUCGCCUGCGGGUCGGCUUAGCUGCUUCGGGAACGCUCAGGGGAGGGGCUGGCACGAAAGUGCUUUGACUUGCAUGUGGCACGUCACCACUGGGAUUUGCUGCACUGCAGUAGGCUUAGGAACCUGACCUGAUGGGCAGGGGUUGGUACGUCAGGGCGUACGUGUGUCGCGGUCAACGGUGUGUUGCCGUUUUGUCACGGACGGCAAUGAAGUGUUCGUUUGGGAGCACAUCGGAAAGCGAGGAAUCGGACGGAUCGGCAGGGGCCAUCUUCUGUCGUGUAACACGAAUUCGAAACCUCAUCAUCAGUAG
Molecule: messenger RNA, 2284 nt
Organism: Astrephomene gubernaculifera
Lineage: Eukaryota; Viridiplantae; Chlorophyta; Chlorophyceae; Chlamydomonadales; Astrephomenaceae
Source: the annotation of a GenBank genome assembly